Molecule: messenger RNA, 2164 nt
Organism: Salvelinus namaycush (lake trout)
Lineage: Eukaryota; Metazoa; Chordata; Actinopteri; Salmoniformes; Salmonidae
Product: glypican-6-like
Exons: 10
Coding region: 1-1713 (570 amino acids)
Biological process (GO): regulation of protein localization to membrane; regulation of signal transduction; cell migration
Cellular component (GO): cell surface; synapse; extracellular region
Source: RefSeq, a predicted model, not a curated record
AUGUUGAGAAUACGGACCGUCCUAUGGACUUUAUCUGUGGCGCUGUCCGUUGUCGCUGGAGCAGAUUUUAAAGCGCAUAACUGCAGUGAGGUUAGACAAGCUUCUAUCGCAAAAGGCUUCAGCUUUGAAAAUGUUCCUCUGCAAGAAAUGUCAGGCGACCAUCUUCGUGUAUGUCCUCAAGGGAGCACCUGUUGCACCUCCGAAAUGGAGGACCAGUUUGGCCAACGGAGCAAGCUGGAGUUGGAGAACCUGGUCGAUGAAACUAGUCAUGAAUUACGAAGCACCUUUGUCUCCAGACAUAAAAAGUUUGACGAGUUCUUCCUGGAGUUGUUGGAGAACACGGAGAAGUCUUUGAACGAGAUGUUCGUGCGGACCUACGGAAAGCCGUACAUGCAGAACUCGGAGGUGUUCCAGAACCUGUUUGCCGAGCUGAAACGCUACUACACGGGAGGCAACGUGAACCUGGAGGAGAUGCUCAACGACUUCUGGUCGCGGCUGCUGGAGCGCAUGUUCACGCUGCUCAACUCCCAGUAUGUCAUCACUGAGGACUAUCUGGAGUGCAUCAGUAAGUACACGGACCAGCUCAAGCCCUUUGGAGACGUACCCAAGAAGCUCAAGGCUCAGGUUACCAGGGCUUUCAUCGUGGCACGCACUUUCGUCCAGGGCCUCUCGGUCGGUAGAGAGGUGGCCAGCAGGGUGUCCAAGGUGAGCAGCACCCCAGCGUGUAUCCGAGCACUGACCAAGAUGAUGUACUGCCCAUACUGCCAAGCCAUGCCCUCCGUGAAGCCCUGCAACAACUAUUGUCUGAACGUCAUGAAGGGCUGCCUCGCCAACCAGGCCGAUCUGAACCCAGAGUGGAACCAGUACAUCGAUGCCAUGUUGCUGGUGGCACAGAGGCUGGAGGGACCCUUCAACAUUGAGUCUGUCAUGGAGCCCAUUGAUGUGAAGAUUUCAGAGGCCAUCAUGAAUAUGCAAGAUAACAGCGUCCAGCUCUCCUACAAGGUUUUUCAAGGCUGCGGCCAGCCAAAGCCCUCAGGAAUGGGUGGCAGGUCUACCCGGGGCGUUUCGGAUGUGUUCAACGCCCGUUUCAGGCCCUACAGCCCAGAGGAGCGGCCCACCACUGCAGCUGGCACCAGCCUGGACAGACUGAGGAUUGUCUGGAGUGCGAUGCAACACAGUGUGAUUGACAUCAAGGAGAAACUGAAGCUGUUCAAGAAGUUCUGGUCCAACCUGCCUGAGGACAUCUGCAAGCCACACAGGGUGACAGCAGGGAAUGCCACCGAUGAUGACCAGUGUUGGAAUGGGCACACCAAGGGCAGGUAUUUCCCAGAGGUUCUGAAAGACGGAUUGACCAAUCAGGUGAAUAACCCUGAGGUGGGCGUGGACAUCACCAGGCCGGACACGUUCAUUCGCCAGCAGAUCAUGGCUCUGAGAGUGAUGACAAACAAGUUAAAAAAUGCCUACAAUGGCAAUGAUAUCUACUUUCAAGACUCAAGCGACGAGGGCAGUGGCUCGGGCAGUGGCAGCGGCUGCACGGAGGCCUGCGUCACUGAGUUUGACUUUGCCAGCACCGAGGCCCCGGUGGUGGGAGCGGACCGGAGCGGGAGCGGCCCGAUGGAGGACUCAGCAGCAGCCACACACCCUGCCCCCUCAGCAGCCCUGCUGGCCAGCCUGGCCCUCUCAGCCCUGGCACUGCACAGACUAUGGAGAUAAUGCUGGGGGAACUCACCCAACGUGGACAGUAGGAUCUCUCUCUAAGCUGUGUUUUUCUACCCAAACAGACUGGAGCUACAGUCAAGCAGACAGUAUUCAGGCAGCCUUGGCCUUUCGGAUAGAUAGAGGGGGUCUACUCUGCUCUGGAGACAGCAGUCAUGCAUCCUGGUUCCACUUUCCUCCUCCCAAAGAGUGUCUGGUUGUUGAUUCCGUCCUUAGACAGGGCUUCACAUGACUGCCGUCACUCCAAGAUAGAAACAGAUGAUCUCCUGUUAAACAUUGUUCAAGAAUUAAUUUUGUCACAAGGCAGAUGUUAUUAGGUCUCCAUGAGAAAAAGCCCUUGCACUUUUGGUCCUAUUUAAUUAAAAAAAAAAAAUCCAAUGCUUUAGAAGGGUAUUAUGUUUUAUCACUGUGAGUAUGUGGAGAGGUUGCACCUAGAGGUGACCAGGAG